Molecule: messenger RNA, 10207 nt
Organism: Cinara cedri
Lineage: Eukaryota; Metazoa; Arthropoda; Insecta; Hemiptera; Aphididae
Source: the annotation of a GenBank genome assembly
CUUCGGAGUCGCGCGGGCACGGCCGGGCGCCGGUCAAAGCGAUCUCGUCGACGCCCCGGCCGGUCUCAGUAGUCGCGCGUUUUUCACCCGGCCCGUUCGUCGUUAACGUUGUGCCGUGUACGUUUUCGUGGCUGCCUUCGGACCGUGCCCGCGGAUCGCACGCCGUGUACGUACAACCGGUGAGUAUCGCAACGUCGUAGGCGUUUUCGACAACAACGGUCAUUAGUUGCCUGGGCGUCCGGUGGCGCGCGCGGGGGAACGUUAAGGGGGGGUCAAACCCUCGGUUUAUCGAAUUAUAACGUUUGUAUGCCCCGAGCCUUUAGCUCAUAUCAAUUUCCGUAUCCCCCCCCCCUACUGUUCGAGAAAUCGUGGUCUUUUCGCCAUCCCGUACCUUAAGUCCAAAUCGGGUAAAAAGAUUACUUUUUCGUUAGAGCUCCGAAACUGUCUUAAAUUUCUUCAAUACGACUCGUGAUUUAAAUUGGAUUUAAAUCUGGUUUAUUUUUGAAAAAAGCCGUAUAAAUUAGUCCCAGCAUAUCAACGUUUUCUUUAAUAUUUUCUUUUCGUAUAUUUCUUCGUAUUUUUGACCGCACUCUAUAUUGUAAAAGGGCUAGCUCCGUUGAAUUCUAAAUGAAUAAAUAAAUAAAUAAAACACAACCAGCGAUACUCGGCUCAGAAUCGGUUUUCGUUAGCAAUGGCUUAUCGUCGCAUACAGAUAAAAAUUAAAUUACCCUGCUUAUCCUCCCUUCCAAUUUCCUUCCUAAACCGGCGGUACGUCUAUCAGCAGUACCGGCCAUUACAUCAUAUUACACCAGAGGACGAGACUUGUUUUCCGAACCGCUGCCACGCGCGUUCCAGUCCGGCAAUGCGACGGGUAGCGCGGUCCCGGGUGACGUCGAUGACGACGUCGCGUAAUUGGACGGGUUUUCCCGUGUAGCCCGUACAGUGUGCCUACGUGUGUGUGCAGUUGGCGACGAACAGAACCGACGGUUUUUCUAGCAACAAGAAGAAAUUACGCGUGCGCGAAAUCUAGCGGCGGAUGCGUGUGUUAUUAUUGAUACGUGUGCGUGGAAUGAAAUUCGCCAACUCGUUGCCGCCGGGCGCGAAAGAGAAACGUUGAAAAUCAUCGAGUGUUGAUACGCAUCAAGUUACGCCGAGCGAUAUGAAAAUGCGAAUGAAACGAGAAUAUAGACGGACGUGCUUCGCACCACGGGUGGAUCGCCGAUUGUGGUCGCUGGCGAGUAACUGGGAAAGUGUCGGACAUAGAGCGGUGUUCAAUUUACGUAUCUGUACGCGACGAUUAAUUAUGAUUUAUAGCUAACGAAAAACGAUUCUGAACGGAGCCCGGUUAACGGUGCCCGCGGCUUUUGCAACAACACACGUGUCAUAAUAUUAUUGCAUUCGAGUAAAUGCAUACUGAAUGCAGCGUAUUACGCAGUAAGCACUUAUUAUCUCGCGCAGGUAAACACAUUUUACUAUUACGCAAUCUCGGUUAGUGUGUUUCGUAUUUUUCGGGUUUUUCCCUGUUAUUAUGAAAACCGUUGGGCAAAUAAUAAUGAAAAAAAAAAAAAAAAAAAACGGUUUUCUUCGUCGCCGACUAGUUCAGGAAUUCGACAAAAAAGGUCUCCCUUAGUUUUUCGAUUGAAACAAUAUUUCUUGUAUAAAACAUAAGUUACGAAAAUGUGAAAUCAUAAAAUCGUUACGCCGUAGACAUUUGUCCGUUUACCCCAACGUUUCUUUCCAAUUAUUAUGAAAACCGCUUAGAAUUUCAAAAAAAUGAUCUCCUUAAACUGUAAAGCACCAUCUACAUCUAAAAUGGAUAAAAAAAAGUUGUCUUGACGUUUAUUGAUAACAGGCGCGGAUAGAAACUUUCAGAAUAAUAUUUUACGGUAAAAAUAUCGAAGGAGUACCAAGAUCGACUUUGAAUUCGUUAAAACAAAUUUCAAUUAGUAACAUUUAAAAAAAAAAAAAAAAACUUGUUAUAAAAAUGAAAUACUAGCGUGGCGAUCGAAAUGUUUUUCAACUAAUACAUCGAAUCUGAUCGUUUAGUCUCGAGUAUAAUAUAGGUAUAUACGUUUCAGGGGUGGUCAAACGAGUGGAACGAGAGGAAUAUAGUAUCCCCCUCCCCACGCCCUCAAUUCCCUUCGAUAUACAUUACUAGCUGACUCAUGCACAGUAUUGAACGAAAAAAUGUAUAGAAAUGCGCCUCCCCGUUUCCACUACGCAUCCAUCACAGUUACCCGGUCAUUUUUUUCCUCGGGGGGACUUCUUUGCCGGCGUUUUUGUGUUUCAUCCGCGUUACCAAAUCAACCCAUAAAUCGACGAAUAAAAUUCGAUUUUCGUACCAAAAAUACCAAUAACCCCGUGUCCGCCCCCUCCCUGUAGGUGCUGAACGCGGGUGGGACGAGUUGCUUGAACGUAAUGUAACCUUCCCGGUCUAGAAUUACAUCCAUGUGCGAAGUUUUUAGUAUACAUAUAAAUAAUAAUAGAAGUUAUCAUGAUAAUCACCCCUUCCUGUCUUGAACAAAAGACGACCAAAUCUCCAGACCCGAUUACGAUUGUAUAAUUAUUAACGUUUAUAAGUUUGGUACCCACGUGCGUCAUUAUCUAUGACCGUGAACCGGGACGAACCUGCCGGUGAUCACUUGCAAUAUUAACGGAAUGGCGUUAUGACGAUAAUGUUGCGAACUGCGUCCGUUGUUUAUCGGCGCGUGUCGUAUCGAUGAUUUUCGAACCUGGUAAUAACCAAUUGCCGAUAUUUCCAAUCGGGAUUCCUAUCGCCGUAGUCGAGUUAAAACCGAUUAUUGUGCACGGUGCGUCCGCGGUACUUUUGCUAGCGUUUUAUUUCCACUGCAAUAUAGAAAAUCGCCAACACACAAAAUAUAAUUUCAGUCCGCUGAAAGUCGGUGAUGGUAAAUAAGGGGUGUUCAUAUUGUGUCAAUCGAACACGGACGAGUUUAACCUCCGAGACGUGUAUACGAACGCGAACUAAAAGUUCUUAUUAGUUAUGAGCUCGGACGGUUUCGACUCGUUCGUUGGCAGAUUGACUUUCACAGACCAUGGUUAUGUGUGUAACGUUUAAUUUGCACAACACUUGGGAAAAGAAACUUAAGGAAUGUUUAAUUUCUUGCAAGGUAUUUUUGUUACCGGUUUGCGUACAAAUAUAAUAAUUGCUUUCAUAAACGAUUCCGCAGUCACCGGUUAGUACCAAUGAUUUUUUUCCAAACAUUUAAAACUCGUCCCCUCCCCCGGAUUAUUUAUCCUACUCCAAUAUUAUGACAUGAACGAAUGUGGCUGUUAUUCUUAAAACAGCUAUUUGAAAUAAUUUAAAUAUCCAUUUUACCAUUUGUAUGUGAUACACUCUACACGGUUUAAAAGACCGGGGUAAAAAAGUUACGGGCACGUCCAUUGAACAAAAGACGUGUAUCGCGUAAUAAUAUUACGAAUAUAGUAACUCUACCGUGUGACUGAUUACGACUAAAGAAAAACGUAAACACUUCACGCGGUGUUAGUCAUGACCGAUGGCGUUUAAAGCAAAAAAUGUUUUCGUUUUGUUUUCGUUUUACCGAUGUGCGUAUGCGACGUUAUUCCCUGUGUUCGAUUUUUAACAAAACUGCGUUCGGCCGACUAACACUGUUUAAAGCAGUUUUGCUCUUUUGGUGUGCGCUGGGCCUUGUUUAAAGUGUGAUGUACGAAUGCCAAUUUAUGUUGGUUACAGCGAAAACUUAAUAAACAAUCGUGAUUCGAAGGUAAACGACGUUUUAUAAACAAAAUUGAUACCUUACUCGAGAAAAUAAUUUUUGUUUUUUUUUUUUUUUUUUUCGUAUCAACUGAAAUUGUUACGUUUCGAAAGUUCCAAGCGAAUCGCUUAGCGUAUCGUCGUAUUCGUAAUCACACUGACCGUGUUUGGCACACUCGAAAAAGUUGACGUUAUCAAUUAUAUUUCAAUGUCGAACAGGCGGGGCCGCGUUUAGGAAUUGUUGUUCGUCCUUUCCUCAUCAAAUUCACGGCGUCCCUCAUUCACUGACAUUUUUCCAGUAUACCAUAAACUGUCUUCCCUGAAGAACCCGUUAAAACCGUUCGCAAACUCUCCGAUGAAAACUACGAAAACAUAAUAAGGCAGGGGUUGUUAGGUCUUCACGACAACGCCAAUUUUAUCGUAUCGUCGUAAUCAACCGAAUUAGCUGUAAUUCGCAAAGCUGCACUCUUCGUACAAGAAAAGUAAUUAUUAUAUCGUAUAUCAGACAAAGGUCUGGUAAAGAACUACAGUCCGGGCGGUAAAUGAUAAAACCCUGUGCUUUAAGAGUUUUCGUUUUUAAUAAUAUUGACCGGACGAUGGGUGUUUUUAUUGUAUUACGAUGUCGUGUACGCUUCGAGUUUUUCAUCUAUACCGCCCGACGACAACAACGCAAAUCGUCGAUACAUUUGAUUUAUAAAACCCGACGUUUCUUUCAUUUUUUCAAAUCGAUUAUCGGACCGCGAUCCUACAGUUCGGUUUGUCGAUUCGUGUUGGUACGCACGUCGCGUCGGACGCGGUCAACAAAUACGAUUCCGACGGAAAUGCGAAAACGUCAGUGACCGUUUUGCGCAGUAAACCGCGAGAAAAAAAAAAUUAAAUAAAAACAAAAACAACAACUCGUAAUGUUAAUAAUACGUUACCGGCAUCGUCAUCGAUAAUAAUCUGCGGGUUUGUCGUCGCGCGUGUGAUUUCAUACGACCGUAUCGUGCGAAACACAAAAAAAACCGCCUUAAAGUCAGAAAAGUAGUCGUCCUUCGGCGCGGGAUCACGUGUUGCGACGUAAUGUACAACAUUAAUAUUUGAAUCUCUGUACGUUAUUUAGACGCGGUAACAUUGGACGCCGUCUGCUGUUGCUGCUGCUGCCGACAGACCGUAAAUUCGCACACUCGGCCCCGGGGUCGGGACGUUGCAAAAUGCUUGUCGGGUGCAAGGGCGCCUCGAUUAUACGACAGAGAAGCGCAACGAAAACGUUCUCCAGCUAACCGGCCGACCCGAAGAAAUCCGUACUCGGCGGACAUAAGCGAAACGCAAUCGGGAUCUUCGAAAAUGGUACAACGGAGGAUUUUUCACGUUGAUGCUGUUAUCGGUUAUACAGGGUGUUUCAACGGUAAAACAUAGCGGUAUCGUCCGAACCUACAAUGGAAAUAAUAACAUUUUCUGCGCGCGCCCACAUAAUCGGCUUUGGAAUUCUAAUAACCCAAUAUCCCACCCGGUCGAACCGCUCUUGUCACAGUUGCAGCCACAUAGAGUUCGACGAACCUUCCGCGGACAUUAGGGAGAGGCGCGUAUACUCCAUUUUAAUAUCGGCUAUGUGGACUGCACGUAGAAUGAGACAAAACUGGUUUCACCGUUUCAUAUCAAGUUCAGUAAACUUUCUAACGGUACACGUGACUCCGUAUUCUUGUACGGUAAAAAGAUAUAAAGAUAACUAGUGAACACGACGUGUGCACCGACUUAAUCGUUUGUAAGUUUUAUAUACUUUGUAAAAUAUAAUAAUAUAACAUAGGACCAGUCCUAGCUUUUGUCGAACGAGUUACUUGUUCGAUUUACUUGUACAAGAAAUGGAAUCGUGUGUAUGUGUGCAAGGACAGAUAGACUUACACUUAUCAAACCACGGAAGAUGAAUGUCAUAUUUAUCCUUGAAAAACUGAAAAUGUGGUUAAAAAUAUUUCACCGUAACGCCAAAAACAAAAUAUGUGUACAAUUUUUUUUUGUUUUUCCCGUGAUUAGUUAAACAAAAUUGAAUCAGUUGAAAACAAUUGUCGAGGGGGCAAUUGCCCCUUUCAUACGCCUUAAACUUGGGCCGUUACCGCGCAAUUGUAUUUCACCACAGAAAUCGCACGGGUUUAAAAUCGCAUCUAUUGAAACACCCUGUAUAAUAAUAUUAUUGUACGGUAUUACGGUAUAUUGUGUUAUUGUUUUUGAAUGUAUCUGUUAAUCGGCCGCUGUUUUCGUCUAGCAACUAGCGCGGUUAUUGAUUGGCGGACUGCUGAUUAUUUCGGGACUGUCGUUGGCCAGCCAUCCGCCGUCUCCCUGCCCUGACGUGUUCACCUACGAGGGCACGGAACCGGAAUACGAUAAGUGGUACGGCGGCAUCGUGUUCAGAAGCAACGAAAACUUGGUGGGCGUCCGAUUGGACAUCGAACUGGAUAGACGUUCGGAUUUAAUGGUCGUAAGUACCUGCCGCGCAGCGGUGGUUGACAUACACACUAAUCAAAAAUUACAGCUGUAAUAUGGAAUUAUAGAAAUUGGGGUUACGGCGGAAAUUAAUGAAAUUACCGGCCUAGGACUGAAUGCUAAUCGAAUUCGGGAAUCGUAAUCAAUAAAAUAAAAACUUGUCUGUAUUUAUUUGUACAACGGGAAACAAGACGAAAAACACAGUUCAUAUUUUGUUUUAUUUUUCGGAGUGGCUGCGGUGGCUACUGUAUACUUUUUUUUUAGACGUUCCUCAAACAAAUGGCUUUCACCGAUUCACAAAUACUGACCUGUAUAAUAUGUUAAUGGUUAUUGGAACGGUUCCCAAACUGUGAACCGCGGUGCCUAAAGGCGCCAGUGGUUCAUAUACAAAUUAAAAUAAUUAGUAAUUAAUUUUAAUUUGAUUUGUUGAUUUAAAUUUGCCACAACAGAUAAACUUUUCACUUUUAUAGCGGUUUUUUUUUUUUUUUUUUUUUUUUUUUUUUUUUUUUUUUUUUUUGUCUCGUGAUGCCUUUGUUUGUAUUUGUUCAGUGGUUAUUGGUAAUGGGACGUAAUAUAGUGUACCUACUAUUUUUUAUAAAUGUUUUUGGCGAUGUUCAUUUAGUAGGACCACACGGCUGAAUUUGAUCCUUAAAAGGGCACCGGCCUUUGAAAAGUUUUGAAACCGCUGGUGUAUUGAUUUUUUUAUGCGCCAGAAACGUUUAUUUUCUAUACCUAGUAUGAAUAUUACGUAUAGGCAUGGUUUCAGUCGUGGACGGGCGAGUUGUCGACCAGUGAUAGCAUCAAGUACACUAUUCUGAACUUGAACCAAAGACUGAGAUCUGGUUCCACCAUGACGUCCAGAAUCAUGGUCAAAUUCAACCCGUCCAUAGGUAGUCCCAGAAUACGGUCGAUCAAACUCAACAACCGCCAGAUUUGCCCAAAGGAUUCGGGUAAGAAUAGUCCAUUACUCACCUCCAACGUAAUCUGCUUAGCAAUGCAAUGUUGGCGCAUAAUAUUAUUAUGUUUCCAGCACAAAACUACGAGUACGAAGAGUCGUUAAGGCCGCCAACGGUGCAGAACAGACCGGAUCCCGUAUUCGUGGAGAACUCCGAAGAAUUCGGGUACAGUAACAAUAACAACAACAACAACAACAACAAUAAUAACAACAAUUAUCAUAACAACUACAACCGCCCAUCACCGGUUGAGACGACGGAAGAACCGUACACUACUACAAGACGAUCGACGAAGAUGACGACGACUACGACCUCUACUCGAAAUCCACCGAGGGAGAACACGGAUGACAGUAGGCCGCCAAACAAGAAAAACAAUAACGGAAACGCCAACCUGUUGACGUUACAAGCCAGCACCAUAGACUCCAAUAGUGACCUCAACGGUGUUAUCAACGGGUUAUUACAGAACGAAAACAACACCAACAAAACCGUCAUCAUAACUGUCGUGGAAAAAAACCCACAGAACCGGCCUUCAAAUACCGGUAGCAGUAGCAACAGCGGUAGCAGCAACGGUAACAGUGAGUCAAGACCGAAUUUACAUGGCGGCGAAAGGCCGUCCGGACAAAAAUCGACUACGACGACCACCCCGAGACCAAAGUACAAUUACGGCGAAGACACCGCCAGGUUCGUUACUGGCUGGGAAAAUAAAAUUAUAUUUACUUGUUUUUACUAACAAUUACGUUUUUCUUGCAACAGCACCCACUCGGAACAAUCGUCCGAUUCAGAUUCGGAGACAUGCGGCACCAUUAAGUUGCAGGCCGUGCCACUGAUAACGUACGGACAGUCGACACUUCAAGGACAGUGGCCCUGGCACGUGGCGCUCUACCGGGUCGAAGGCGCAAACUUGAACUACAAUUGUGGAGGGUCACUCGUAUCGAAAAACAAAGUAAUCACAGGUGAGUGAUACGUUGGAUAUGUCGCAAUCAUCAUAGGUCGCGUUUAAUGGAGUCAUAGAUAUUUAUUGAAAGGAAGAGAAAAUAGACGAGCAAUGUGUGUAGAGACGAAGAAGUAGACUGGGUAAAAGUUGUUGGUGGUUCUUAAAUUAGACAUGGGGGCGUUUGGAGUAGAUAUAUUUUAUAUAAACGGUCAUAAUAAGAGUGGGAUAAAGGCGAAGAGGAUGAAUAAGACAUCAAACACGCGAUUUGAACAUUGUAAUAUUUCGUAUACACAUUUUUGUAAAUAAUUAGUAAUUUGAUAGCUGGAUUAUUCUGCGAAAAAUCGUGCUGGCAAACAUUUUCAAUUGCAUACGUUUGUUUAUGUAUGAGGAAACUUCCAAAGCUCUAGUCGGGACAUUGCGCGUCGUCGUGUAAAAAAACAAUUUUAAAACGUCUUCAUUUCUGAUACCACAGCCGCUCAUUGCGUGUUCGAAAAGAACGAAGAUUCCAUCAUCCAAUCCAAAAAGCUUGUGAUUUACCUCGGCAAACACCACAGGUUCCAGUACAGUGACGAGUUGGGCAUCCAGACGAAACAGGUGAGACUGCAACUGCAGUAGCUAUAGCGAAAAUCGAACCGCUCUAAACGGGACAACUGGUGUAGUGCGGAAUUUACGACCGAUUCACGUUUCCGUUAUUUUCGUAGGUGAGCCGAAUAAACGUGUUCCCGGCGUUUAACAAAAACAACUUCACCGGAGACUUGGCCAUUUUGACGCUUUCGUCUAACGUGGAAUACACGAAAUACGUGACGCCCGUGUGCUUGUGGGACGAAUCCGACAGUUUGGACAACAUAGUGAACAAAGAAGGAACGGUAAGGCGCAGCUGACGGACGAACGUGUAUAAUAUAAUUAAUCCGCGUUAUUCAGUGGCGUACCGAAUAGUUUAUUUUAUAAUGGGAUAACGGGGAUGGGGUACGUGUUGAAAUUGACAACCUAUGCGAUUCGCAAAAAAAGCCAAGUAUAAUUGCUGAAAAGGUUUAAACUUUUCACUACACGUGAAACGCUUAAAUAUGUUUGAUAUGUGUAUACGCGUUAUGUCACUGCACUUUACACGGAAAUUUACAUAACUUCCGACGUAGAAAUCAACCGUAUUUCAUAAUUUUUUUUUUUUUUUUUACAGGUGGUCGGUUGGGGUUACGACGAAAACGACACGCCGACCGAAGAACUGAAAAUGGCUAAAAUGCCGGUAGUGUCACAUGAAACCUGUCUAUGGAGCAAUCCGAAUUUCUAUUCGGAAUUCUCUUCUAACAAAACAUUUUGUGCGGGAUUCAGAAACGGUACGUAAAUAUAAGUAUUGCAAAAUUGUAUUUACAUCCGAUAAAUUAUGCACCGUCAUACGCGCGUAUCAAUUCGUUAUUACGCAUAUCGAUUCUAAAAAUAUUACCAAUUCAAAUAAUUAUUAAAAUUUGAAAUUGACCGAUUCAAAUUAUUUAUAGUGUUAUAAAAAUGACUUCUAUUAAGUAUGCAAACUGGGAACGGGGGAUGAAAUGAUUCCAACAUUUUUUGAUUGGCAAUUACCUUUCCAUAAUAUUCUUGUCGUUUAAUAAUUAUUUUUAUUUCUAGGCACUAGUGUGUGCACCGGUGACAGCGGCGGCGGUAUGGUGUUCAACAAGAAUUCCCGAUGGUACUUGAGAGGAAUCGUGUCGUUGGCAGUGCCCAAAGAGGGCCUGCGGAUAUGCGACACGAAACAUUACGUGGUGUUCACGGACGUGGCCAAGUACAUGGACUUUGUAAGGAAGAACAUCGACCGAUGACGGUCCGAUAACGGAAAGGCGCUCGGAACAAACGGAAUUGAAUAAUUUGGGAUUUACGGACAGAAAUAUUGGACUGUAUGUUAAAUAAUGCGUGCGUAAUAUUGCGUUCGCGUUACGGUCUGCGGCCGAUUUCCAUAUUAUCACGACGUUAUAAACAAAUGGACGAACAAAAUGAUAGUGUUUUUUUUUUUUUUUUACUUGUUUCAUAUCAUUAUUUGUACUAUUUAAAUUUCGUAUACGAUAUUUAUUUUUAACAUUUAUCUCGACGAUAUACUUAUAACGACUAUAGUUUUAUCGUACGACCAAAAUAAAUAUAAGU